Messenger RNA from Penicillium brasilianum, 1196 nucleotides. The record is from the annotation of a GenBank genome assembly. Lineage: Eukaryota; Fungi; Ascomycota; Eurotiomycetes; Eurotiales; Aspergillaceae.
GACUUACACUCGGCCUUGGCUCUCUGCCAAGCAACUUGUCCCAGCCCGUACGCAGUACCGAAGAGGUACCGACCGUUCCCUGUAACUUCCAGAGUCCGACCCUCUCUCUCUCUCUCUUCUUUACUUAACUUUACAUCUCCUUCCCUCGUGAAAGUCCGCCCUCCACCAACCCCAAAGGGCCCCCCAGGUAAACCUUGUUCUCCUCCUCCUCUCCUCUUGUCCUCGUCAUCCUCUCCUCCUCUUCCCCCUACUCCAGCAACAUUUCCCCAAUUUAUUCAGCUCGCUUUCAAGUCUCUCUUCAUACAUCCCGCCCCCCUGAGACCCGCACGUCUCCGUCACUUCGUUCGCUCACCCCUCGUUGUCCGCGACAAGCUUUCCAGACUCCCACCGCCCAUCUUCAUCCCUCCGAUCGCAUCGGUCCAAAACCGCCAACAUGUCUUACCAGCAGCACCAGUACCCUCCCAACGCCUACCAGCAGCCCGGUUACGGUCCUCCCCCCGGCGAGUACGGCUACCCCCAGCAGCCUGGCUACGGCCCUCCCCAGGGUUACCCUCAGGGCCCGCCCCCUCAGAUGCAAUACUCCCAGGCUCCUCCCCCUCAGCAACAGAAGAGCAAAGACCGGGGCUGCCUCGGCGCUUGCUUGGCCACUCUGUGCUGUUGUUUCGUCUGCGAGGAGGGCUGCGAGUGCUGCGCUGACUGCAUUGAGUGCUGCGAGAUGUGCUAAAUUUCAUGACAAUGACCUUCCAACAACUCUCUCUUUUUCUUAGCGUUUAACGCUCCGAGUCUGCUCGAAAUCUCCCUGGGAUUUCUGACGCAAGUCUGCCUUUUCCUGUCAAGAGUUAUUUUGCCUAUGUACUUUAAUUGCGGGAACAGGCCGAAGGAGCCGACACCUGCAAUGCGUGUAACUUCGCUACAUCUUAUUCCCGCCUAGUUAUGUACCCAAGUUUCUUUGAUAAUUUACGCGUACAUGUCGUGCUUGGUUUGAUUCACUUUGAUCAAGUAUCUAUUGCAGGGCGGAUGUGGAGGAGAUGGACAAAAUAUUGGAACCCACUUGGCGCAGAAUUGCCACAAUGGAAAAGAUUCGAAAAUAUAUUCUUUAGGCUUAUCCAGGCAGCUGGAUCAUGUACCACCCCAAGUCUGGCUACGGAUCGUCUCGUCCCGAAGCACAUUUCUUGUUUUUAAUAAGCGUUUGAUGA